UAAUCGGCAUAUUACUUAUACAAUAUUAUAAAACAAAGUGAUACUGCGAUGCCUUAAAUGUACAGCGCCAUCUAGUUCGUAGACUUAGAACUAGUCGGGCACCUAUGAAGAUGAUGGUGUGUUACAAUGUUAGUUAAAAGGAACGGAAAUUACUAUGUUUGGUCCAUUCGUUUCUUGUAAAAAUCAUCGUCAUCUAGUGGAGGUGAUUGUUUUUAUAUUUCGUUUUUUUUGAAAUACUUCCUCAUUAUGCUUGAAUGGUAUUAAUAAAUUUAAAAAAAUCUACUAGAUACUCCAAUCAAUAACACAAAUUCUUACAUGAUAGAACCAUUUUCAAUUUAAGAAAAUCUGCUUUAAAUUCUAGAAAGAAAACUGCUUAUGGCUUAGAUUGGCUCUCAUAUAAAAUGUUCAAACAGCUGAAUGAUUUCGUUCUUGAAAUCAAAAUGUUUCUAAAUAUUUUAAACUUGUUUUGGUCUCUUCUUUACCUAUUGUUUGGUUCCUAUAUUAAAAAAGACAAAAUAUAUUCUAAUUCUGCUCACUCAUAUCUCGUAUAAAUAGUUGUGGGAUUUUUUAUUUUAAUAACGAAACGAUUUAAAUUUUGACACAGAGCGAUUGAUUGGUACAAUGACUGUUUAAAAAAAAUCUAUGUUAAACUGUUUCAUGGAUUUAUUGUUUAUUACGUAAUUAAUGUAAAAAUUUUUAAUAAACACUUGGCUGCGGCCGUUUAAACUAAACUGACAAUACAAAUUUCUAUUAAAAAAAAAAAAUCGACUGUGGCCGUUGAAUCGCGGUUAAUUCAGUAAAUAAUUACAAAUAAAUAACAAAGCAGUAUGGAUUUAGUACCCUUUGCCUCGUCCCCACUAUGGGAAUGGUUAUAAAAAAAUUGACAUUUGGUGUGUCAAAAAUUCUGAGAUUAAAACCCAUGUAAAUUUCGUGAAGAAGAAGCCUAAAUGGAAUUUAAAAUAAAACAGGAUAUUUUAAAAUUAUUUGAAUCAGCAAGGAAUAAUAAUACGUUUCUUAAAGUUUGUGCGCCUAUGGUUAGAUACAGCAAAGUCCAGUUUAGGACUUUAGUUAAAAAUUAUGAUACGGAUUUAACUUUCACUCCGAUGAUUUUAGCAGACUCGUUCUGUCAAAAUUCAAAGGCUCGAUGCAGUGAGUUUUCUACUACAACAAAUGAUACUCCACUGAUUGUACAAUUCGCUGCUAAUAACGUAAACGAUUUUGUUGAUGCUUCUAAACUGAUUUAUCCAUAUUGCGAUGGUGUUGACUUAAAUUGUGGUUGUCCUCAAAAAUGGGCCAUGAAAGAUGGUUAUGGAUCAGCACUGUUGUCAAAGCCAGAUCUUAUUCGUGAUUUAGUAAGAAGUCUAAAAAAUAGUCUCCCCAGUAGUUUUAGCAUAUCUGUAAAAAUAAGGAUACUUAAUGAUUUGAAAAAGUCUAUUGAUUUGUGUCAGCAGAUGGAAAAAUGUGGAAUUACUUUUUUAACAGUUCAUGGACGCACACCAUUACAGAAGAGUGGUGACAGCAUAGAUUGCAAUGCCUUAAAAGUUAUUUGUGAUUCAGUGCACAUACCGGUCAUAGCCAAUGGUGGGGUAAAGUCAUUGAAGGAUGCAGAUGAUCUUCAUAGUUUUGUUAAAUGUAAUGGUGUUAUGGCUGCUAGUGGAAUAUUAACAAACCCAGCUCUAUUUAGUGGAACAAAUAGGACUCCUCUUAGCUGUGUUAAACUUUGGAGAGAUUUAAAAGACAAAGACUGUGAUAAAAUAACUUUUCAAUGUUAUCAUCAUCAUUUAGUUUUUAUGCUUGAAAAAGUGUUAACAAAACAACAAAAAGUUAUUUUCAAUCAUCUUUCUACAUUUGAAAGUGUCGAUGACUAUUUAAAUAAACAUGUUCUUGAUUCUAAUUCUUUUAAUAAUAGUGAAUUAGAUAUAAAACACUGCCUUGGUGACUUUAUAUCUUGUCAAUUUCCUGAUGAAAUAUUAUUGAAACAUUCAAAAAAAUGUAGAGGAUGUGGCAAAAGCAUAAGCUACUGUGUAUGUAAAAAAUAUGAUUCUAAUGACACUGAUGGAUAUUUUUUUAAUUCAUAUGUCCAAUGUGACGAUGGGCUAGAUUAUAUGGACAAUAGUUUAUUUAAUGAAGUAUUAUAAUGUUAUUAUUAAUAGAAAAAUAUAUAAUGUAUAAAUAUAAGUACAAAGAAAAGUGUGUGUAUGAUUAAAUGAAAAAUACAUAAAUACAGGGUUAAGUAUAAAUAUAUAAAAUAUUUUCAUACUUAUGGUAUAUUAAUAAUGAGGCAAAUGUUUUCAGCUUAUUGCAGGAUGAGCAUGACAAAUUCCAGAAUGUUGUGUUUAUGCCCAAAUGCUAUUUUAAGUAGAUGCAUAUUUUUCAAAUUUGUUGUACUGUGCUUGUUGGUUAAUAUACAUUAACAAAAUUUAAUAAGUUUUGGUAA
Molecule: messenger RNA, 2437 nt
Organism: Diatraea saccharalis (sugarcane borer)
Lineage: Eukaryota; Metazoa; Arthropoda; Insecta; Lepidoptera; Crambidae
Source: the annotation of a GenBank genome assembly